GAAGGAGCAGCAGAAGAACCAGAAACCCUCCAAAUCCGUGUGGGAGCAGCGCACGAGCGAGCUGCGGAAGCAGAACCUGCUGGCGAGCCGGGAGGCGCUUUACAGCGAGCUGGAGCCCGAGGAGCGCUGGAAGGUGCCCUACGCUCGCCACCUCCGCCCGGACAUGAAGACCCACCUGGACCGGCCGCUGGUCGUGGACCCGCAGGAGAACCGCAACAACAACACCAACAAAACGCGCCCCGGCGGCGGCGGAGACCCCCCCCCGCCGCCCGACCCCCGCUUCGCUCCGCUGCGGCAGCCGCGAUACCCCGACCCCGGCGGGGGAGCCCCCCGGCCCGCAGAGCCCCCCCCACCCGGGGGGGUCCCCCCACCCCAUGGGCGCCGCCCCCGCAGCCGGAGCCGGGAGCCCCCCGAGCGGGAUCCCAGCGCCGAGCGCGGUUUCGGGGCGGGGGACGGGGGGGAGCGGCACAAACCGAGGCACCGGAGCCGCGACGGCCGCGCCGGGUCCCCCGAGCGGGAGCACCGGAGGCACCGCGGGCACCGCAGGGCGACGGAGGAGGGUGAGGAAGGGGCGGCGAGGACCGAGAGGCGCCCGAGGCACCGCGACGGGGCCCGGCCGGCCCGGGGGGACGGGGACGGGGAGCAGCAGCACCACGGGGACGGAGAGAGGCGGCGGCGGCACCGGCACGGGCCGCCCGCGGGGUACGACGGAGAGGGCAGGAGGGAGGACAAGGAGCGGCGGCACCGCAGGAGGAGGGAGCAGCAGAUCCCCCCGGUGCCGUCGGGCCCGACGCUGUCGACCACCCGCCCCAUCCAGCAGGACAUGGGGCGCCGGGACCCCCCCGUGGCCGAGGACAUCGACAACAUGAAGAACAACAAACUGGCCACUUCCGAGCCCCCCGCCCCCCCCGCCAUGGGCAACCACACCCCCUGCCCCGCCGGGGCCCCCCCGCGCCGGGUACCGCCCCCCACGACCACCACCCCCAUCAACCCCCCGCCCCCCGAAAACAGCCUGGUGGUCACCAACCCCGGCCCCCCCCCCAACAACAACCCCUCCAAGGGCGGGGGGAAACCCGAGCACACGGCCGUGGACAUCCCACCCCCCUUCCCGCCGCCCCCCAGCAACGCCCUGGUCCAAGGUAGGGGGGUUUGGGGGGCCGGGGAGGGGGGGGGCAGAGGGUUCCGCCGGCUGUGCCACUACAUCGUGAACCUGCGGUACUUCGAGAUGUGCAUCCUCAUGGUCAUCGCCAUGAGCAGCAUCGCCCUGGCUGCCGAGGACCCCGUGCAGCCCAACGCCCCCCGGAACAACGUGCUGCGCUACUUCGACUACGUCUUCACGGGGGUCUUCACCUUCGAGAUGGUGAUCAAGAUGGUGGAUCUGGGGCUGGUGCUUCACCAAGGUGCCUAUUUCCGGGACCUGUGGAACAUUCUGGAUUUCAUCGUGGUCAGCGGGGCCCUGGUGGCCUUUGCCUUCACGAGCAGCUCACGCGGCAGCAGCAAAGGGAAGGACAUCAACACCAUCAAGUCCCUGCGCGUCCUCCGCGUCCUGCGGCCCCUCAAGACCAUCAAGAGGCUGCCCAAGCUCAAGGCGGUUUUUGACUGUGUGGUGAACUCGCUGAAGAACGUCCUCAACAUCCUCAUCGUCUACAUGCUCUUCAUGUUCAUCUUCGCCGUGGUGGCCGUGCAGCUCUUCAAGGGCAAGUUCUUCUACUGCACCGACGAGUCCAAGGAGUUCGAGAAGGACUGCAG
This is a messenger RNA of Corapipo altera (White-ruffed manakin), 1749 nucleotides long. Its product is annotated as voltage-dependent P/Q-type calcium channel subunit alpha-1A-like. Lineage: Eukaryota; Metazoa; Chordata; Aves; Passeriformes; Pipridae. The annotation marks the transcript as partial. The transcript is spliced from 8 exons. Gene Ontology annotation, biological process: chemical synaptic transmission; calcium ion import across plasma membrane. Gene Ontology annotation, cellular component: voltage-gated calcium channel complex; membrane; neuronal cell body. The record is from RefSeq and is a predicted model, not a curated record. Gene Ontology annotation, molecular function: high voltage-gated calcium channel activity.